UCGUCUCUCCAGGAAGAUGAAGAGAUAGAUAUGGAGGCUGUCAACUGGCAGCUGAACACCACCUCCGUGAAUGGGCAUUCAUCUACCCCAACUACAGUUCGCUUCCCGAGCUGGGUGACUUUUGAUGACAAUGAAGUCAGUGUUUCACCACAGAACCUUUCUCCCUCAAAAACAGAUGCCCCACCUGCAGAAACACAGACUCCAGAUGUUAACUUUAACCUCAUUGCAUCCUUUAAGAAAAGAGAACGUCCUAAAAGCACAUUGGGCGACCUCUCCAAAAUUCAGAAACUAGAUCUCUCCUCCUUAACCAAGUUGCCUUCUGUUGAAACACCACCAUGGAGUGCUACUAAUCCCUUCCUGGAUGAAUCUCUUCGAGAUGUCCAGCCCUCACCCAUCAAUCCAUUCAGCUCAUUCUUUGAGGAGCGAGACAGGCGUUCCAAAAGCUCUUCUGUCUCCAGUGCUCCAGGCAAAAGCCAAAGAGACUCUCUCAUUAUUCUCCAUCAAGAACCUGAUACCAUCAGUUUCCAUGAGACAAACAAAAGUGAAACCCACACAGAAGCUGUAGAGCAGCUCAAGCAACUCCAGAUUGGAGACCCAGAUCGUGUGAGCAGCCCUACCUUGCCUGAUGAUGACCCCAUGAUGCCAUAUGAUCUGGAUGCAGCCUUAUUUAACCUGGCACCAGCUCAGCCAAAGGAUGGAUGGCCAAUGAUGCUCAGGAUCCCAGAGAAGAAGAAUAUUAUGUCAUCCAGGCACUGGGGACCAAUAUACGUCAAGCUGACUGACAGUGGAUGUAUACAGCUUUUUUAUGAGAAAGGACUGGAGAAACCUUUCCGGGAAUUCAAACUUGAAAUCAAUCAUGAGAUUUCAGAGCGCAAACUCCAGAACUAUGAUGAGAAUGGAAGGAUACACAGUGUGCGGUUGGAUCGCACAACCUACAAGGAGAAAAAGAAGUAUCAGCCUAAGCCAGCCAUUGCUCACACAGCAGAGAGAGAGCAAAUUAUCAAGCUUGGGACUACAGAUUAUGAAGACUUCCUUAGCUUCAUCAAUGCUGUACAAGAGACAUUGAUGAACUUGCCAGCCUCAUCAACAGAUCUGAGCACAGUGGGACUAAACUAUCAAGAAGAAGAAAUCACAGUUGAUGUCAGGGAUGAGUUUCAUGGCAUCUUGGCCAAAGGAGACAGUGUGAUUCUCCAGCACAGUGUGCUGACCCAUAUCUAUGUUCUCAGCUUCCUUUCUGGCCUGGCAGAGUGCAGACUGGGCCUUAAUGAUAUUCUGAUCAAAGGGAAUGAAAUAGUUGCAAGGCAGGAUAUUAUGCCCACUACUACCACUAAGUGGAUUAAAUUAUACAGCUGUCGGUUCCAUUCAUGUGUGGAUGAGGAUAUGUUUAAUAAUUCCCGUAUUAUCCUGUUCAACCCUUUGGAUGCCUGCCGGUUUGAACUGAUGCGAUUCAGAACUGUCUUUGCUGAGAAAACUUUGCCUUUUACCCUGAGGACGGCUGCCAGCAUCAAUGGUGCUGAGGUGGAGGUGCAGAGCUGGCUGAUGAUGUCCACUGGGUUCUCUUCCAACCGUGACCCUUUAACUCAGGUCCCUUGUGAAAACGUGAUGAUCCGCUACCCAGUGCCAAACGAGUGGGUGAAGAACUUCCGCAGAGAGAGCGUUCUGGGGGAGAAAUCUUUGAAAGCCAAGGUGAACAAGGGGGCCACUUUCGGAUCAACCAGUCUGUCUGGUUCUGAGCCAGUGAUGAGAGUGACUUUGGGAACUGCCAAAUAUGAGCAUGCCUUUAAUUCCAUCGUAUGGAGGAUAAACCGACUGCCUGACAAAAACUCAGCUUCUGGCCAUCCUCACUGCUUCUUCUGUCACCUAGAGCUUGGCUCUGACCGGGAAGUGCCUUCCAGUUUUGUCCGCUAUGUCGAUGUGGAAUUUGACAUGCCCACCACUUCUGCGUCCAAAGCCACUGUUCGGUCCAUCUCUGUUGAGGACAAGACUAACGUGAGGAAGUGGGUCAACUAUUCAGCACACUACAGUUACAAGGUCGAAAUAGAGCAGAAAAAAAGCUUGAAUGAGGAUCUGAAGGGAGAAGAUACUGCAAAUGUCAAUGAAUGUGCCACGCAGUGA
Molecule: messenger RNA, 2115 nt
Organism: Balearica regulorum gibbericeps (East African grey crowned-crane)
Lineage: Eukaryota; Metazoa; Chordata; Aves; Gruiformes; Gruidae
Source: RefSeq, a predicted model, not a curated record